Cryphonectria parasitica EP155 is the source of this 786-nucleotide messenger RNA. RefSeq lists its product as uncharacterized. The transcript has a single exon. NCBI's taxonomy places the organism in Eukaryota, Fungi, Ascomycota, Sordariomycetes, Diaporthales, Cryphonectriaceae. The record is from RefSeq and is a predicted model, not a curated record. The coding region runs from base 293 to 541 and encodes 82 amino acids.
CAGGCGCAAACUGAAUACCGUGGUUACCAGCUCUUUGUUGAUUCUGAUGGCCGAGACCAGGUGUACUGGUUCGAGCCGGGCAAGCCUCCCCAGCCUGUGAACUGACACGCGUACACACCCACGCUUUUACACACACAUACAUACACACACAAAAGGUGGUGACACUAGGGGGGACGGGAGACUGGAGAUUCGAGGUCAUAGUGUUUAUGUCGAUGUGGGCGGAUAGAUCGCUGGAGGAGGUUGAUGAACGAAUAAUUUAUUGCAGUGAAACAACCCAGUCGACGUGAUUGGGAUGAACCUUUUGGGUUGGGUCUACUUCUUCUUUUCUUUUGUCGGCGACAUUCUCCGCCCUCCGCUCGCCAACGGAACCAUCUCUUCCAAGGCAGCAAACAGUGAAGAGAUUGAAAGAGAAGAGCGAGGCUAUUUUGGUUUUUUUAGGCAUACGGAACGGACUCUUGGAAGGCAGAGAAGACAGGGCCUUUUGCCUGCUGUGCAGACAGACAGCAACGACUUUCCAUUCCUUUCAGAGCGAAUCUUCUAAGGAACUCGGGGGGCAGGGAAGAGGAGCAAGAUCAAGCAAGCAGAGAAUUGGGCAUUUACUUGAAAUGAAUCCUACCACACCGGGAUAGGUGGAUGGAUAUGUGUUAUUUGUAACCGAUUCAUGGAGAGUCUCAAACGGGCGAGGCUCUCUCUCUCUCUCUCUCUCUCUCUUUCUUCUUUUGUGCUUCUUCAAGAGCAGCUCAAACUUGAACUUUCUCCAUAUCUUUCACACACUCUGCCCAGACC